CUCUUUCUUUCCUAUGCAUUUCGUAUAAGUGCUAGCGGGGAGUAAUUAUCAUGAAACGCCACUUCCUCAUUUAAUCACAUAACAACCGCGAGGCUACGUCGCUAAUUCGUGUCGUUUUCUAGAUUGCAAAACUUAAAAAUCUAUUCAUUAAUUACACCGCAAGUUGAAAAUGAUCGCUGAUUGCACUCAGAGUGCACCACAGCAUCGGUGAACUACGCCAGGAGCUUUCCGGAACGGAAACGUGGUAGUGGUGCGGUGGUCGGUGGCGAUUUGUUAUCAAACAUCUGACGGGCGGCUGGCGAUGGCGGAGGCGGCGCCCGGGAAUAUCGUGAAGGAGGGCUGGUUGCUGAAGCGCGGCGAGCACAUCCGUAACUGGCGCGACCGCUACUUCAUCCUGUUCGACAAUGGCGACCUACUGGGAUUCAAGGCGCAGCCCGAGCGCAACAACUACCGUGACACCCUCAACAAGUUUACAGUGCGCGAUUGUCAGAUCAUGGCUGUAGACAAACCCCGGCCCUACGUGUUCACGAUUCGUGGCCUACAGUGGACUACCGUCAUAGAAAGAAACUUCGCCGUCGACAACGAGAAAGAUCGCGAGGAGUGGGUGGCGGCUAUCCGCUAUGUAUCGUCGACCCUGGCGGCGGGCUCGGCGGCCGGGGAGGGUGCGUCGGGGGCUCUCGGCGGUGUUCUCCCUCCGCACGACACCGACGACGAUGACAUCGCCAAGCUCGGCACCAGCUUCAGGGAUCCGAGACGCAUCACCUUGGAGAAGUUUGAGUUCGUGAAGGUCCUGGGGAAGGGGACCUUCGGGAAGGUGGUGCUCAGUAGAGAAAAGGGAACCGGCAAGCUUUACGCCAUGAAGAUACUGAAGAAACACAUCAUCAUACAGAAGGACGAGGUCGCGCACACCAUCACCGAGAACCACGUGCUCAAGAAGACCAAACAUCCAUUCCUUACGGCGCUGCGUUACUCGUUCCAAACGGCAGACCGCGUGUGUUUCGUGAUGGAGUACGCCAACGGCGGGGAACUGUUCUUUCAUCUUUCGCGAGUGAGAUCCUUCAGCGAGGAGCGGACGCGCUUCUACGGCGCCGAGAUCGUGGCGGCGCUGGGGUACCUGCAUGCCGAGGGCAUCAUAUACAGGGAUCUUAAGCUUGAGAAUCUUCUCCUGGACAAGGACGGCCACAUCAAGAUCGCCGACUUCGGACUGUGCAAGGUCGACAUCACGUACGGCCGGACGACCAAGACGUUCUGCGGCACUCCGGAGUACCUCGCGCCCGAGGUGCUGGAGGACACGGAUUACGGGCCGGCCGUGGACUGGUGGGGCACCGGCGUGGUGCUGUACGAGAUGGUGUGCGGUCGCCUGCCCUUCUACAACAGGGACCACGAGGUGCUGUUCGAGCUCAUCUUGCAGGAGGAGGUGCGCUUCCCCCGCGCGUUGUCGGCCGCCUGCCGCUCGCUGCUGGCCGGCCUGCUGUGCAAGGAGCCCGCCGGCCGCCUGGGCGCCGGCCCCGACGACGCCAAGGAGAUCAUGCAGCAUCCCUUCUUCACGUCCGUCAACUGGAGCGACCUCGUCGCCAAGAAGAUUCCGCCGCCCUUCAAGCCGCAGGUGGACUCGGACACCGACACGCGCUACUUCGACUCGGAGUUCACGGGCGAAUCCGUGGAGCUCACGCCGCCCGAUAACGACUCCGGCCUCGCGCGCAUCCAGGAGGAGCACUUCCCGCAGUUCUCGUACCAGGACAUCUGCUCGUCGGCGCACUCGGCCCUGUCUCACCUGUCGCACCACUCCGCCGCGCCCGACCGCCGCCACUAGCCGCCGCCGGCCGACGCGCGCCUCCUCACGCCGCAUUUAUCGUGAGCGCCACGACGUGUUCAUUUUCGCCCCACAUCUUUAGUUUGAAUGCGAUCACUGCGAUGUUUCUGAGACGACUGCGGAUGGGAUUCGAUAUAAAUACACGUGUACAUGCUAUAGAUUGUAAAUAGUCGUCCGGAGGACGCGACCAGCCCUCGGCCGGGCGCGCCGCGACACAGUAGUUUCAACCCCGGUAAAGGCUUCAAAAACCGACGGUGAGGUCUCGUGCGAGGGACACCACCACCGGCCGGGCUGCAGCCGGCGCGAGGACAGGAGGUCGCUUCACUCGUCCUCCUCUCGUCCCCCCUCCCCCUACUCCGUGUCGUGUCGCGGUCGCGUCGUCGUCUCGUGCUCGUGUCGUCCCGGAUCGCUCCACGAAUAUAUUUCCUUUUGUAUAUAUUAAAGUUAGGAUUUGAA
This is a messenger RNA of Danaus plexippus (monarch butterfly), 2269 nucleotides long. It is a transcript of the gene Akt, whose product is annotated as RAC serine/threonine-protein kinase. Gene Ontology annotation, molecular function: protein serine/threonine kinase activity; ATP binding. The transcript has 5 exons. Gene Ontology annotation, biological process: protein phosphorylation. The coding region runs from base 302 to 1813 and encodes 503 amino acids. Lineage: Eukaryota; Metazoa; Arthropoda; Insecta; Lepidoptera; Nymphalidae. The record is from RefSeq and is a predicted model, not a curated record.